AUGGGCGGAGUAGAUAAGCACGAUAUGCUUCGGCAACUGUAUGGCACAAACAGAAAGAGCAUGAAAUGGUGGCACAGAAUUUUCUUUGGUCUUCUUGAUAUGAGUAUUGUGAAUGCAUAUGAUGUUUACAAAGAAACUCAUCCAUCUCUUUCAGUAUUCAGCUUCCGUACAGAGCUUGCCAGAGGACUUCUGACUUAUACAAAAGAUCGUAAAGCUCGAGGAACGCCCAAGCGAAGGAAAACUGAGUACAGUAUACCAACGUCAGUUAGAUUUACCAAUACUGGGGUACAUUGGCCAAAAUUCACUCAGAAAAAGGGAAGAUACUGCAAAGUACCCAUUCUGAACUCCUACUCAAUAUGCAUGAACAACUGCCGAAAACAAGUCUUCCCUAAAGAUGAGGAGAAUAUAAUUUUGCGUUUUAGCCUAACGCGUCACCCACGUUCGAAAUGCUAG
Molecule: messenger RNA, 453 nt
Organism: Penaeus monodon (black tiger shrimp)
Lineage: Eukaryota; Metazoa; Arthropoda; Malacostraca; Decapoda; Penaeidae
Exons: 2
Coding region: 1-453 (150 amino acids)
Source: RefSeq, a predicted model, not a curated record